UUAAGCCCCCCUCUUUGUGGAGUCCAUGCAAUUCAAGGUCGACUUCGUUGAGGGAGAGGGUGAUUGCGAAAACCAUCGAUUUGGGAAUAUUUUAAUUUAAAACUCUCUCCCACCGGGUAACCACGUGAAGUGGUACAAUGCAAAUACUAGGUGUUUUUUCCUAUCCACCCACUUCCUACAAUAUCUCGUUAUAAAGAGAAAACACCAACUUUAUGAAGAAAAGAUGAGGAAAAGGAAAGCUCCUGGUCUGCAAUCAAUGCCUCCUUAGUCCUUACUCACUGCUUCCUUCUUUACUCCUUCCUCCUCCUCCUUCCUCUAUCUCUCUCUUCUCUCUCAUUAUAUGCGCUGCAUUCAACCCCCAAUAACAUGUCUCUCUCAGUCCUUCUGGUCUUCACGGUAAAUGUACAUGAGGAGGCAGCUGUCUUUCUCAAGCUAGCAGCAAGCUUUCUCUGCUGGUAAAAACAGCAUUUGUUACAAAACACACAUGGCUGUCUUUCUCAAAGCUAGUCCUUCUCGGGUCUUCACUGUUGAAGAUAGCUAGUAAAAUCCUCCCAUACAAUGGUGCACUUGUCCUUCUCAAUUAGAUCCAUCAAUUUCAAGCCAACCGAGUCGACCUAGCUCACUAGUUGGUACCAGUACUAGCAGCCAGCAGCUAACUAGGGUUGAGCUUCAACUUGAAAACCACAACCAGAUAUUAGCUAUAUACGUACAUCACAAUGUUUUCGUAUAGCUCAAACGCUAUUAGCACCGGUACUACUGGCAAUUACUACGAACCUGCCGUGCCUUUUCCUCAUGACCAAUCCUUUUUGAUCCACAGUAGGCCUUUUCUUAAUUCUACUACCAAUCCAAAUUGCAAUUCCGCUUCAGUUAUUUCCAAUUCCAAACAAGAUCAAGAUCUACAAGAAGACCCUCAUCAUCAUAUUCAUCCUCCUUUGUCUUUCUUCUACUUCCCCUCUCCCUUUGAAGACGACGAUGUUUUACUCCACCAACACCACCACCACCACCACCAUGACCUGUCGUCGCUUCAUGAAAAUACCUUAUUUGCCCAUCAUCAUCAUCAUCAGACCGGUACUCCUCUCACUGCUACAAUGGUGGAGGGGGAUUCUAACAAAGAUGAUCAGGUGGUGAUCGGUAAGGAAGGUGAGCAACAACAACAACAACAGAAACAGAUCCCGAUGACGAGAAGAUCUUGCAAGAAGGACCGGCACAGCAAGAUUAGCACCGCCCGAGGACUGAGGGACCGGAGAAUGAGAUUGUCCCUCGAUGUUGCCAGAAAGUUCUUUGGUUUGCAAGACGUGCUCGGCUUUGACAAGGCCAGCAAGACGGUGGAGUGGUUGCUCAAUCAGGCAGGAGCUGAAAUCAAGAAAGUAACAAGAGAAAUGAACGGUCAGAACGAAAACCAAAGCUCUAGCACUACUACCGCCGCAGGAGCAGGUGCCAGAGCCAGAACCACAUCUUCCAUAUCCGAGUGUGAAGUUGUGUCCGGUACAGAUGAGGUCGCGACUGAUGAUAUUAUUGAUAAGGUAAGCCGGACAUCCUCUUCUUCUUGUGCCAAAAAUCGGAUCAGAAGGACUGUCAGGCAACCAAAGAAGAGUGCAUUGUUUAACCCUCUUGCAAAGGCGUCGAGGGAAAUGGCAAGAGCUAGAGCAAGAGAAAGAACUAGAGAAAAGAUGGGGAGACAGUCAAAGCCAUGUGGUGAUGUUGAUCAGGCAAAGAAGAUGAAGCCGGACCUGAGCCAAUUAAGUUCAUGGAGUACAUUUGAAACCGGAGAAGAAUCUGGAGCUACUCAAAGCCACAACAACAACAUCAACAAUCAUUCUCCAUUGGAAGCACUUGCUGAGGUUGAAGAGCCAAUAAGCAGCUUCCAAGCAGCUGCGACUACGGUAGUAGUUCAUCGUCAUAUUCAUCAAGACUUGAUUGAAAUUGAUGGUCAUGAUGCUGCAGCUAACUUGGUGACAAUGGGAAAGUGGAGCCCCUCUUCCACUUUCAAUUCUCUUCAAAAUACUUCUGGAUCAAUUUCACAAGAGCAACAUCAGUUUGCAGACUUUCAAUUCUACGGAAAACCAUGGGAGGUCUACAACAGUAGUACUCAUAACCUUUUUUAACACCGCGAUGAAUAUCGAUCAGAGAGUAUAUAUGUACGUGUGUACUAAUUGCCUUCUUCUUUCUGUUUGGAAUAAUGUAAGAUAUGUGGAAAUUAAUUAAGUAGCUUCUUAAUGAUUAUUGUGGAGUUCCCUCUAAACUACCAUGAUGUAUUAUAU
Messenger RNA from Rosa rugosa (rugosa rose), 2261 nucleotides. Its product is annotated as transcription factor TCP18. NCBI's taxonomy places the organism in Eukaryota, Viridiplantae, Streptophyta, Magnoliopsida, Rosales, Rosaceae. The coding region runs from base 717 to 2105 and encodes 462 amino acids. The transcript has 3 exons. Gene Ontology annotation, biological process: regulation of secondary shoot formation. Gene Ontology annotation, cellular component: nucleus. The record is from RefSeq and is a predicted model, not a curated record. Gene Ontology annotation, molecular function: sequence-specific DNA binding; DNA-binding transcription factor activity.